This is a messenger RNA of Emys orbicularis (European pond turtle), 2511 nucleotides long. RefSeq names its product EMAP like 1 (gene EML1). The record is from RefSeq and is a predicted model, not a curated record. The coding region runs from base 1 to 2511 and encodes 836 amino acids. Gene Ontology annotation, biological process: microtubule cytoskeleton organization. Lineage: Eukaryota; Metazoa; Chordata; Testudines; Emydidae. Gene Ontology annotation, cellular component: mitotic spindle. The transcript is spliced from 23 exons. Gene Ontology annotation, molecular function: microtubule binding.
AUGGAGGACGGAUUCUCCAGCUACAGCAGCCUCUAUGACACGUCCUCGCUGCUCCAGUUCUGCAACGAUGACAGUGCCUCUGCUGCAAGCAGUAUGGAGGUAACAGACCGCAUUGCUUCUCUGGAGCAGCGUGUCCAGAUGCAGGAAGAUGACAUCCAGCUGCUCAAAUCUGCCCUGGCUGAUGUGGUUCGACGUUUGAAUAUUACAGAGGAACAGCAGGCCAUGCAGAACAAGAAAGGACCUACCAAAGCUAGACCGUUGGUACAAACACUGCCAUUAAGGACAACUGUUAAUAAUGGAACCGUGUUACCAAAGAAACCAAGUGGCUCUCUACCUUCCCCAUCAGGAACCAGGAAGGAAACUGUGUCACCAGCAACAAAGAGUCAUGGAUUAAACAGGUCUGUGAGUCUUCUCAAUGCAUGCAAACUGAAAAAAACUACUGUAAGUACUGUCAAAAGAACCAGCUCAGCUGAACGUGUAUCCCCAGGAGGUCGAAGGGAAAGCUAUGGAGAUUCCAAAGGCAGCCGCAAUCGCACUGGUUCCACCAGCAGUUCUUCUAGUGGUAAAAAGAACAGUGAGAACAAACCCAAGGAACCAAUGUUCAGUGCAGAAGAAGGAUAUGUAAAAAUGUUUCUGCGUGGACGUCCUGUUACCAUGUACAUGCCCAAAGAUCAAGUGGAAUCUUACAAUUUGGAAGCAAAAGUAGAACUACCAGCCAAGAGGCUUAAACUGGAAUGGGUCUAUGGGUAUAGGGGUCGGGACUGUCGCAGUAACCUAUACCUACUUCCAACGGGCGAAACUGUGUAUUUCAUUGCAUCAGUAGUUGUGUUAUACAAUGUUGAAGAACAACUUCAGAGACAUUACACUGGUCACAAUGAUGAUGUGAAGUGCCUAGCUGUCCAUCCUGACCGGAUCACCAUAGCAACGGGUCAGGUUGCAGGUACCUCUAAGGAUGGAAAACAAUUACCACCCCAUGUACGUGUUUGGGAUUCUGUUACUUUGAAUACACUGCAUAUCAUUGGGAUGGGCUUUUUUGACCGUGCUGUCACCUGCAUUGCUUUUUCUAAGUCUAAUGGAGGAAGUAACCUUUGUUCCGUGGAUGAUUCAAAUGACCAUGUGCUUUCUGUAUGGGACUGGCAGAAGGAAGAGAGGCUGGCAGAUGUCAAGUGUUCUAAUGAGGCGGUAUUUGCAACAGAUUUUCAUCCUACAGACACAAAUAUAAUAGUUACAUGUGGAAAAUCACACCUUUACUUUUGGAUGUUAGAAGGGAACUCCCUUAUUAAAAAGCAAGGAUUAUUUGAGAAACAAGAGAAGCCAAAGUUUGUCCUGUGUGUGACCUUUUCUGAAAAUGGUGAUACAAUUACAGGAGACUCAAGUGGAAACAUCUUAGUCUGGGGAAAAGGUACAAAUAGAAUAAGCUAUGCACUUCAAGGAGCCCAUGAGGGUGGCAUUUUUGCACUUUGUAUGCUGCGAGAUGGUACACUGGUAUCAGGAGGCGGAAAAGACAGAAAACUAAUAUCUUGGAAUGGGAAUUAUCAAAAACUUCACAAGACUGAGAUUCCAGAGCAGUUUGGUCCAAUAAGAACAGUAGCAGAAGGGAAAGGUGAUGUUGUGUUGAUAGGCACUACUAGAAACUUUGUUCUACAAGGCACUCUAUCAGGAGACUUUUUUCCAAUUACCCAGGGUCACACUGAUGAGCUAUGGGGACUAGCCAUCCAUCCCUCUAAACCUCAGUUUUUCACUUGUGGACAUGACAAACACAUUACUCUCUGGGAUGCUACCAGUCAUCGUCCUGUCUGGAACAAAAUUAUAGAGGAUCCAGCACAGUCUUCUGGUUUUCAUCCUUCAGGGUCUGUUGUUGCAAUAGGAACACUAACUGGAAGGUGGUUUGUGUUUGACACAGAAACAAAAGAUUUGGUCACUGUACACACAGAUGGAAAUGAACAGCUGUCUGUAAUGCGUUAUUCGCCAGAUGGAAACUUCUUGGCAAUAGGUUCCCAUGACAACUGUAUCUAUAUAUAUGGUGUUAAUGAAAAUGGGAGAAAAUAUAGUAGAAUUGGCAAAUGCUCAGGUCAUUCCAGCUUCAUUACUCACUUGGACUGGUCUGUUAAUUCACAGUACCUUGUGUCCAAUUCAGGGGACUAUGAAAUCUUAUACUGGAUCCCCUCUGCUUGUAAACAAGUAGUGAGUGUUGAGACUACUAGAGAUAUAGAAUGGGUUACCUACACCUGUACUUUAGGAUUCCAUGUUUUUGGGGUAUGGCCAGAAGGUUCAGAUGGAACAGACAUCAAUGCUGUCUGUCGAUCACAUGAGAGAAAACUGCUAUCAACAGGGGAUGAUUUUGGCAAAGUACAUCUCUUCUCUUAUCCGUGUUCACAAUUUAGGGCUCCAAGCCAUGUGUAUGGUGGACAUAGUAGUCAUGUAACUAAUGUAGAUUUUCUGUGUGAAGACACCCAUCUCAUCUCCACAGGUGGAAAAGAUACAAGUAUUAUGCAGUGGCGAGUCAUUUAG